Molecule: messenger RNA, 946 nt
Organism: Phycodurus eques (leafy seadragon)
Lineage: Eukaryota; Metazoa; Chordata; Actinopteri; Syngnathiformes; Syngnathidae
Gene: plaat1l
Product: phospholipase A and acyltransferase 1-like
Exons: 4
Coding region: 194-700 (168 amino acids)
Biological process (GO): N-acylphosphatidylethanolamine metabolic process
Cellular component (GO): cytoplasm
Molecular function (GO): glycerophospholipid phospholipase A1 activity; A2-type glycerophospholipase activity
Source: RefSeq, a predicted model, not a curated record
CAUGGAUGUCCCCUAUAAACGCCCACAUCACAACUUCAGCUAAGACGCCAAUGUGACCAUAAACAAAUGCUGAUGGGUGGAGUUGCCAUGUUGCGACUGACAGUUACACAUUGCCACUCAAGCCAGGACCAGACCAAACGUGCAGAGUGGCACUGACAGCUUGAACUCAUGGGUCAGGUAAACACUAAACCUAAUGCUUUUUCUUCCGCAGACAACACCUUUGAGGCUCUUUUUCGUGCAGUUUCUGCAGAAGCAUUUCCCACCCAAGCCGUUCCCUGGAGACAUCGUGGAGUAUCCGAGGAACAAAUACUUCUCCCACUUUGCCAUCUACUAUGGGGAGAAGGAUGGCGUUCGCUACGUGGCUCACCUGACAUCCCGAGAUUCAGACUCCAAACUCCCACUCUUUGGCCGGGCCCUGAGGUCGGAAGUCAAAUUGGAUCCGCUCGAGCUGCUGGGGAAAAAGUACAAGGUGAACAACAUGCUUGAUGACUGCUUCCCAGCCAGAGAUUUCCACAGUAUUGUGAAACAGUCCAUUGACGACAUGAUCGGACAGGAAGUGACCUUUGACAUUUUGUUCCACAACAGUGAGCACCAGGCGACACUCUUUAGAUACGGAGUCAAAAAGUCACAGCAGAUUGAAAAAAUCUACGAGCACAUCAUGCCUGCAUGGGAGAAGCUCCUUGAGGAGAAGAAGCUGUGAAGGUGCUUCAGAUGUAUUUCUCAAUCUCAAUUAUAUUGACAAGAUUAAGAUUUACAUAAACUUGUAACAAUAUUACACGAUCAAGUCAUUUUCUUUCUUUCACUGAAUCAUCUUGAUUGCUCCCUUUUAAGAAAAUUGUUCAAAUAAUGAUAUUCAAAAACUGUUUUUUGUCAAAUAAAACACAUUUUGCGUGUGAACGUUGAAAUAUUUUGUUUUUUCUCGUGUUUUUAAGCGUUUGACUUUUUA